Molecule: messenger RNA, 1365 nt
Organism: Mercenaria mercenaria
Lineage: Eukaryota; Metazoa; Mollusca; Bivalvia; Venerida; Veneridae
Exons: 1
Coding region: 1-1365 (454 amino acids)
Source: RefSeq, a predicted model, not a curated record
AUGUUUCAUCAAUUCAAGGCUUGUAAGGCCCAUAGAGAUUAUCUUAGGUUUCUUUGGUGGGAGGAUGACGACUUUGAAAGGUCCCCUACAGAAUUUAGAAUGACUGUGCAUUUAUUUGGAGCAACUUCCUCCCCAGGUUGUGCUAACUUUGGAAUGAAGAAUAUGGCUUCCGACAAUGAAGAACAGUUUGGGUCUGAGAUAGCUGACUUCAUAAGGCGUGAUUUUUAUGUUGAUGAUGGGUUGUGGUCUGUAUCUUCUGUUCCUGAAGCUGUCAAUUUGAUUAAGAAAAGUACUGAGUUAUGCAGUAAGGCUGGUCUCAGGCUCCACAAGUUUGUCUCUAAUUCUAAGGUUGGGAUACAGUCCCUCUCUGAGUCUCGAGAUGAAGAUCUCAAAAAUGUUGACUUGACUGGUGAUAACUUACCUGUUCAGAGAACCUUGGGAGUCCUUUGGUGUUUAGACUCUGAUACAUUUCAAUAUGAGAUUGUCUCAAACAAUCGCCCUCUCACAAGAAGGGGUAUCUUAUCUACAGUCAGUUCGAUAUAUGAUCCUCUUGGUUUUAUAUCUCCAGCGGCUUUAUCCGGAAAGCAAAUUCUGCAGCAGAUGUGUGCAGACCAGGUGGGUUGGGAUGACCCCUUACCAGAAAGUCUAAAUGGCAAGUGGGUGAAGUGGUGCGCUGACCUGAAGAAUCUUCCUCUUUUGAAGUUUCCAAGGUGUGUUAAGCCUGAAGGUUUUGGCGACAUUAGAAUUACUGAGAUGCAUCAUUUUUCCGAUGCAAGUAGCUAUGGGUAUGGGCAGUGCUCUUAUAUUCGUUUGGUGAAUGAUGUUGGCCAGGUGCAUUGUUCGUUGUUAAUGGGCAAAUCUCGUGUUGUACCUUUAAGACCCAUCACAAUACCACGUCUUGAAUUUACAGCAGCUGUGCUGUCAUUUAUAAUUUCCUCACUUUUGGAUCAAGAACUUGAGUACUCAAACCUUAAACCCUUUUUCUGGACCGAUAGUAAGGUUGUACUGGGAUAUAUUUGCAACGAAGCAAGGAGAUUUCAUAUAUUUGUCGCUAACAGAGUUCAGCAAAUUAAAGAGCAUACAAACCCUAACCAAUGGAAUUAUGUUGUCUCUGGUGAAAAUCCUGCGGAUUUGGCUUCUCGAGGUGCAUCUGUAGCAGAGCUAGCUAAGAACCCUAUGUGGCUCAAUGGUCCAGAAUUUCUCUGGAAGCAGGAUGCAAUUUCAGCAAAUACCGGUGCACAGUUUUCAGUAUGUCCUGAUGACCCAAAGUUAAAACAUGUUCAAACAUUUUUGCCAAAUGCAAAACCACCCUGCUUCAGUUCAUUGUUGGAACGGCUUGUUGGAACGGCUUGUGUACUUCUCUGA